GACACGUGAAAACAUCAGUGGAGAUCACUUGCCACAGAUGACUGAGGAGAGACUGGAAAAGAUUGGAGUUCAAACAAUGGGGAAGAGGUUUUCUGUUGUAGAAAUCAUCAACGCACUUACAAGAACCUCCCAUCAAAGCCUGAAAACCAAGGUUUUCAAUGACUCGGUUCACGGCCAUAUUGACUUUGAUCCACUGCUAAUCAAGAUCAUAGACACGCCGCAGUUUCAAAGAUUACGCUUCAUAAAGCAACUUGGCUGCAGCUAUUUUGUCUUUCCAGGAGCUGCACACAAUCGAUUUGAACACUCGCUAGGAGUGUGCUACCUUGCUAGAGAGCUUGUCCUCUCCCUUCAACGAAAGCAACCAGAGCUUGAGAUCACGGACAAAGAUAUCCUCUGUGUGCAGAUUGCUGGUCUUUGUCAUGAUCUAGGUCAUGGUCCAUUCUCACACAUGUUUGAUCUAUUCUUCAUUCCUAAGGUCAGACCUGACUUUAAACACAAGCAUGAGCACCUGUCUGUGCUGAUGUUCGAUCAUCUGAUCAAGGAGAAUCAUCUAGAGGCCAAGCUGAAAGAGAGCGGUUUAAAGGAACAGGAUCUUCUAUUCAUCAGAGAACAGAUUGAAGGGUUACCUAAAGACUCUAGUCAGAAUCAGAAUGGUAGAGAGUGGCUGUACAAAGGACGAGGUCGGGAGAAGAGCUUCCUCUAUGAGAUUGUGGCUAACAAAAGGAACGGCAUCGAUGUGGAUAAAUGGGAUUACUUUGCCCGCGACUGUUACAACCUGGGAAUAGCUAACAGUUUUGAUCACAAGAGGUACAUGAAAUUUGCCAGAGUGAUCCAGGUAGAGGGAGAGAAACAGAUAUGCAGCCGAGACAAGGAGAUAGGCAAUCUGUAUGACAUGUUCCACACAAGAAAUACCCUCCAUCGGAGAGCUUACCAGCACAAAGUAAACAAAAUCAUUGAAACAAUGAUGGUAGAGGCUCUGAUCAAAGCUGAUCCACAUCUCAGGAUCUUUCCAAGAGCCAAUGGGACAAAGCUGACCAUGUCUGAGUCAUUGGAUGACAUGCAUGCCUACACACACCUGACAGACAGUGUGCUAGAACAUAUCCUCUUCUCACAGAAGGGGAGUCUCAAGGAAUCCAAAGACAUCAUUCAGAAGAUCCUCACCAGACAGCUCUACAAGUGUGUAGGACAGUCACAACCACCAGCAGACACAAAACU
Molecule: messenger RNA, 1215 nt
Organism: Strongylocentrotus purpuratus (purple sea urchin)
Lineage: Eukaryota; Metazoa; Echinodermata; Echinoidea; Camarodonta; Strongylocentrotidae
Product: deoxynucleoside triphosphate triphosphohydrolase SAMHD1-like
Biological process (GO): dGTP catabolic process
Cellular component (GO): nucleus
Molecular function (GO): dGTPase activity
Source: RefSeq, a predicted model, not a curated record